AUGCUCCAAAUCCGACCCCAAUCCAGCAUCAAGGAGCAUUGCUUCCAGCUGCGGCUGCGCUGGCCCGACAGUCCCGCGCGUCUCGUGUGUCGCGAGGUGGACUAUUACAACGAGCUCAUCGCGCACGGCCGCAAGACCCAAGCCCCAUUCCCGUACCACCUGGCGGACUACAUCUGCCGUGUGCUGCGCAUCUCCCCCUUCCGCUACUAUAGCGACCUGCUGCUCGACGUCAUGAAGCAAGAGAAGUCCUACGACACAAUUCCCAACUUCACAGCAGCGGAUGCACUGAGGGAGACGGGCAUCGGGCGCAACCAGUUUAUUGACAUCAUGAACCGCGCCCGCGCCAAGCUGAUGUGGAGGGUGAACCGCGGAAUAGUGAAGGACAUGCUGCCAUUGGAGCCAGUGCCCUUCCCCAUCCAGCCCUGGUGGCUCGUCUGCGUCGUCAACCUCACUGCUGACGAGUACAGAAGGCUGACAGAGGAUGAGCUGAGUGUGAUAGAGCGCGGCGGGCACGAGGGAGACUGCAUGGCGGGCGAGUUUGACGACGACCUCGUGCGUGCGCUGCACUGCAAGGGGCUUGUCUACCUUGACGUCCCCGUCUACCCCAACGACCGCUUCCGUGUGUCAUCGCUGGAGGGCUUUGUGUCCAACAGGAACCAGCAAGGCGAGGACGCUUCUGAAAAGUACCUUUCGGUGUUACCGCAGCCCAUCUGCACAGUCAGUGCUAUAUAUGAGAACACCUCCAUCCGCUCAGUGAAUGAAGCUUCUCUCUCCUCCUUCCUUCCCCACUGCCCCAGGCUGCUCUACUCUCUCUUCGUCACAGCCAGCGAGCAGGCGACAGUGCACGAGAUGGCACUCACCCUCCAAGCGGACGUGCGGCAGCUAGGCGCCGCCAUCUCCCUCGCGUGCCGCCUGGGGUGGGCCGAGAAGGUCCUCGACCUGCACUCGCUCCUCGACCACAUGGACAUGGGGGGGGACGGGGACACCAGCGAUGGGGGCCUCGGCAGUGAGGGGUUUGGUGCUGGAGACGGGGGGUUGGGCGAGAGCUCUGAGGUGCCUCAAAAGGCGCUCAUGGUGGAUGCCAACCUCACGUCCGUCCUUCCUCAUGAUGGGCUCCUUCUCCUAUGGACCCCGCUUCCCUACCCCUCCCUUGUGCCCCUGCCCCUCUCAGAGCUGAAGCAGCAUGCAGUGACGCUGUUUGAGGGGGGAAAGCUGUCAGAAAGGAGUGUGGCAGAGCUGUGUGGGGAGCUGAGAGCGGUGGAGAAGACAAGACACAGCUGGAGGGCGAGCUGCACAGAUGCUGAACCCUUUCAUUCAUUGCCCGGGCUGUCACCUUCUCCUCUUCCCUUCAUCCCCUGCUCUCCCCCUCUCGCUCCUCCCCCCCGCCCUUUCGUGCCGACUGUCCACGUCCCCCACAGAGCUGAAGCAACACGCAAACUAAAGCAGCACGCGGUGACUCUGUUUGAAGCAGGAAAACUCUCAGAGCGCAGUGUAGCAGAGCUGUGUGGGGAGCUGCGAGCGGUGGAGAAGACACAGCUGGAGGGCGAGCUGCAGAAGUUCACGGACCACGCCUUCAGCCUCCGAUACGCCCUCUCCUGCCUCCGCACCGGCACCAUUGACAUCACCUCCGCCCUCCUCACCCCCCGCCCUGCUUCUUCUGCUGCCGCCGCCGCCACUGCAGCAGCUAUCGCACCGCCCCACCCUGCCCCUCGCUCUUCACUCUCUAGUCAGCCCAGUGCUGCCAGUGACCCUCCAGGCUCUUCGGAAUCUGCACAGGGGGCGGCUGUGGGGGCUGCUGCUGCAGAUGCGCCUGCCCCGGAUGACACCUGGUCCACGCGCAGUGUGGCUGACUCUGCCUCUACUGUCGACCCCUCAGACCUCCCCCUCCCCAUCCCCUCCCACCUCGUCGCCUCCUCCUCCUCCCAGUCCCUCCCUGACUCUGUCAGCGCAUCGCAACCCACCUCUUCACAUGCCGACUCUGCAACCGCACCUGAUGGUGUUUCAGGCAGCAGCGCGGCAGGCUCGGAGGGGUCUCGGCUGCAGGAGAAGCCGCUGCACCCACGGGCUGCGUCGUACCCGGCACUGGCAGCAGCAGACGCAGGCGACGAUGACGGCUCCUCUUCUCCUGCUGCCCCGCCCCCUCCCGCUGCAGCCACAUUACCACCAUUACCACCAUCAUCCUCAUCUUCCUCAGCAGCAGCAGCAAUGUCUAACCGAGCCACGUUCAACCGGGUGGAAGUGCUGCGAACAGAGAGCCUACAGGGCCUAGCACCCGCCACGCUGCACCGCCUGCUGCGCAGGGAUUUCGACCUCGUGGUCUCCAUCGUGCCUCUCCCCAAGCCCCUCAACGCCGUCGUCCCUGACGGCUCCGGCCCCGCUCACUUCGGCCCACCCGCCCCCGCGUUCCUCUCCCCGUGGGCGAAGCUGUUCCUCUACGCGAAAACGGCCUCUGGUCCGGUUUCAGUGGUGCUGAUGAGGGGGCUGAGGCUGAGGUUGCUGCCGCCGCCGCUGGUGACCUGUGACAAGGCGUUGGUGUGGACGUGGGAUGGGAUGGGGGUCGGGGGAGUGGGGGCGAAGAGUGAAGGGUCGCUGGUGCCUGGGACCGUGCUGCUGCAUGUGGUGAACAGCUUGCUGAGACACUCUGCUGUGAUGAUCCAGCCUCUGGCCGCCCCGCCUGCUCCUGCUCCUGGUUUCUCCCGCACUGGGUCGAACUCAGCAGCGAGAGCAGCAGGGGGAGGGGGAGGGGGAGCGGAGGGAGGGUUGUGGGGUGCGGAUGGGGCAGUGGAGGGGGUGGGGGAGGGCGUGGGGUGUCUCACUGAGGAAGGGGAGCCGGAUAUUGCAACGGUUGCUCUCCCUCUGCCCCCUCGCUCUCGGCCUGACCCCAGUGAGGCUCGAGCAGCUGAUGGGGUGUUGUCACAGCCGCAGAAGCCGCAGGGAGGGGGGAGAUCAUUAGGAAGGACGAGGCUGGGGGGUACUGAAACUGCUGGGGAAGCGGUGGGUGGUGCAGCAGGGGGCGACGAGGGACGCAGGAGUGAGGGAGUUGAGGGCGAGGGGGUAAGUGAUAGCACUGGUGGUGAUGGCGGUGAUGGCGCAGGGGCAGUGGUGCAGGGAGCGGGGCAGCAGAGGGAGGAGGAGGAGUCGCCAAUUGUGGCAGCAGCCAGGCGAGCAGCAGAGGUGCUGGCUGUGGAUGCUGUGGGGUUCGUUAGAGUCAUCCGAACAGAGGCAGGGGAGGACGAGGACGAGGACGAGGAGGAUGCGGAAGGUGGGGGUGCUGCUGGCACUGGCACGGCCAGUGGAAAAGGGAGCUUGAGAAUAGACGUCAGUGAAGGAGACGGGGCAGCAGUAGGCGCCGGGGGACUCUCACAGACGCAGCAGCAGCAGCGGCAGCGGGGGGAGUGGGUGGCACACAGCGUAGAGUUCGGCAUCCCCCUCUUCGACACGCAGCUGUGCUGCCAGGUGUGCGACGCCGUGGUCGCUCACAGCAUGCUCACCCCGCCACAGCUCGCCUCGCAGCGCCGCUCCACCCUUUCCCUGCGCUCCGCCCUCCGGGAGUUCAUUUCUGACUACCGCCAGCACGGACCUGUCUCCCGGGCUGUCUACACCGGGAAUGUGGCUCUCCUGCGGUCCACCUCUAGACGUUGGUCUGCUUCUUUCGCCGCCUCCACUGCUGCUGCGUCUCCCUUCUCGGUGCUGCUUCCCAGACGGACUAACCAAGCUCCCAGCUUUGCAGCCACUCAAGAUGAUCCCCAGGACCCCUAUGCGCAAUCAAAUCGCGAUCCAAGCUUCACAUCAGAGGAGGAAGAGGACGAUCUCUCCCGCCCGGCGUACCCCGGAGUGAAUAUGAUCUUUGAUGGCCACCUGCUUCUGCCCAUCGAUCUCUCAACCUAUCUGCACGGGCGGCAAGCGUCGACUCUUGUGGCCCGUGCAACCUCGAUGUCUCAGCAAUCCAUCAUGUGGUGA
Messenger RNA from Closterium sp. Naga37s-1, 3960 nucleotides. NCBI's taxonomy places the organism in Eukaryota, Viridiplantae, Streptophyta, Zygnematophyceae, Desmidiales, Closteriaceae. The record is from the annotation of a GenBank genome assembly.